AUGACAGAACAUUUGAACUCGCUUCACGAUUAUGUAAAAACAACUGUCAUCAACCCACACAACACACAGUCGACUGUCUCAGGCCUGGCUGAACGCAGUCAGGACCAGCUCUGGAUUCGCCAGUUGCCACUGCCAGCUGAGAUAGCAACUCAGGGUUCUGUAUACAAUAAAUUCCUCAUUCUGGUAACUCUUGCCUUUUACUUCCAACCUGGGAUUCGACCUGAUGAUUGCAAUGAUCCGAGUUCAACCAUUGCUUAG
Dibothriocephalus latus is the source of this 258-nucleotide messenger RNA. The record is from the annotation of a GenBank genome assembly. NCBI's taxonomy places the organism in Eukaryota, Metazoa, Platyhelminthes, Cestoda, Diphyllobothriidea, Diphyllobothriidae.